Uranotaenia lowii is the source of this 1072-nucleotide messenger RNA. It is a transcript of the gene Not11, whose product is annotated as CCR4-NOT transcription complex subunit 11. Gene Ontology annotation, cellular component: CCR4-NOT complex. The record is from RefSeq and is a predicted model, not a curated record. Gene Ontology annotation, biological process: negative regulation of translation; mRNA catabolic process. NCBI's taxonomy places the organism in Eukaryota, Metazoa, Arthropoda, Insecta, Diptera, Culicidae. The transcript is spliced from 2 exons. Bases 52 to 942 code for a protein of 296 amino acids.
UUUUUAUUUGAUGUGCGUGCAUCCUCAGUCAGCAGAAAAAAGAAGAAAAAGAUGGAAGCAGGGAUUCCGAAACGGCCUGAAAGUAGCCACAGUUUGGCCAGUAGUGGCCUGGGAAGUAACAGCAGUGCAACUCCCAUAGCAGCUGCCACAUUUCCCGUUGGUUUGGCAGGCAGUAUACUUACCAAUGGAUUUGGCACCCAAUUUAUGACUAUCGCUCCACCUCUGCUCAGCUGUGAAGAUGAGUUGAUCUGGCUGGAUUUAACUAAUCCGGCCUUUCAUCGUCCUGUUUUCAAUAGCUCUAUCAAACAGCUUAGCAAAGAAGCUUCGUCGUUCGACAGUAUUUCAACGCACGAGUUGGAAGAAACGGAUGAAGCUGGCGGAAAAGAUGUGAAACAGCUGAUCACACAGUCCUUCCAGCAAGCGCUUAGUAUUCAAGAUCAAAACGAUUUGUUACGGGAGUUGGAGAAGGAUCCAGAGUUGGUGCACAAUGUGGGAUUAACACCCGAUAAGCUUCCGGAUCUAGUGGAAUUCAACCCAUUAAUAGCUAUAGAAAUUUUGUUGAAAUUGAUCCACUCCCCUCAAAUCACGGAAUAUUUUACCGUUCUUGUGAACAUGGAAAUGUCGCUGCACUCAAUGGAGGUGGUUAAUCGAUUGACCACCUCCGUCGAGUUACCAACAGAAUUCAUACAUCUUUAUAUAAGCAACUGUAUCUCGUCUUGCGAGGCCAUCAAGGAUAGGUACCUGCAGAAUAGGCUGGUUCGAUUGGUUUGUGUGUUUCUGCAGAGUCUGAUCCGGAACCACAUCAUCGAAACGAGUGAGCUGUGCAUCGAGUUGGAAGCAUUCUGUGUAGAAUUCAGCCGGAUAAGAGAAGCCGCAGCUCUAUAUCGUCUGUUGAAACAGCUGGAGUCGGAUACCGCAAGCUCAACGAAUAAAAUCAAAUAACGUAAGGUAAACCCGAAUUUAUUUGUUCCGAAAUAUUUUCUUGUUUUUUAUAUAUUAUAUAUUUAAUCUCUCUCAGAAUUUUGCAAAUUUUUUACAAGGAACAUAAUUUUUAUGACAUUUCUCAUCAAGA